AUGGUAUGCACCAGUUUCAUUAGGAGUGUCAUUGUUCAGGCUGGUCAUUUUGGGGUGUUGGCUCAAGGAAGACAGCAGUUAAGUCAUAUUAAGAAGACCUUUAGUGUUGGUUUCGGAUUCAGAACGAGUGCAAAGAUGAUGGUCGAUGCUUCUGCAGGAGAGAAACGUGUAUCGUUAGUUGAUAUGCCGCCUGAGAAAGUUGAUGAUGCUGGUUACAUCGGUGGUGGGUGGAAAAAUGACGAUGGGAGCUUGAGCUGUGGGUACUGUAGUUUCAGAGGGAAAAGGUCUACGAUGGAAGACUUCUAUGAUAUCAAAGCUUCCAAGAUUGACGGCCAAACAGUUUGCAUGUUUGGAAUAUUUGAUGGUCAUGGUGGCUCACGUGCUGCUGAGUACCUGAAGGAACACCUCUUUGACAAUCUUAUGAAGCAUCCACAAUUUUUGACAGACACCAAGCUGGCACUAAGUGAAACAUAUAAACAAACUGAUGUAGCGUUCCUUGAGUCAGAAAAGGAUACUUACAGAGAUGAUGGCUCCACAGCAUCUACUGCUGUGUUGGUGGGGAACCAUUUGUAUGUUGCAAAUGUUGGAGACUCAAGGACUAUAGUUUCUAAAUCUGGGAAAGCGAUCGCGCUAUCCGAUGACCAUAAGCCAAAUAGAAGCGAUGAAAGAAAGCGAAUUGAAAGCGCUGGUGGUGUUAUCAUGUGGGCAGAAAUUUCCCUUAGUUAUGUUCAUCUGGAUUUCUUUGUCAGCCUAGGAGUCUUUUGGAGCAUUCUGGAGCAUAUGGGACAUGAGGAGCAUGGAGGGACUUGGCACAUGGACGCAGCUCAACUGGAUACGCAAAGGAAGAAGGGAGAAGCCAUCUUGAAGACCAGCUCGACCGUCUACUCGACCAACCGGUCGAGUUCCUCAACUCGACCGGCCAAGCUUCAACUCGAUCGAGCUGAGAAGUCAACAGUCAAACCCGAAAAAUGUUGCUUCCCCCUUGACUUUCCUUUGACCCUAAACCUAAUCCUCUUUGUAUUUAAAGGCUAA
Microthlaspi erraticum is the source of this 1032-nucleotide messenger RNA. Lineage: Eukaryota; Viridiplantae; Streptophyta; Magnoliopsida; Brassicales; Brassicaceae. The record is from the annotation of a GenBank genome assembly.